Sinocyclocheilus grahami is the source of this 1628-nucleotide messenger RNA. Its product is annotated as highly divergent homeobox-like. Gene Ontology annotation, molecular function: DNA binding. The record is from RefSeq and is a predicted model, not a curated record. NCBI's taxonomy places the organism in Eukaryota, Metazoa, Chordata, Actinopteri, Cypriniformes, Cyprinidae. The transcript is spliced from 7 exons. Bases 279 to 1628 code for a protein of 449 amino acids.
ACGUUUUGAUUUCAUUGUCUAGCGAGGGGAUUGGUAAAGAAAUCUGCUGAAUUCGAGGGCUUCGUUGAUUUCCAUACUCUACCAAAGCUCUGCGGGGUCUGACCUGGAGUGAGCAGAACGUGUGUGUUUCAACAUCCCUCCAAACACAGCGUAAGAGCAGCUAAACGUGUCGCGAUGGCUGGAUGCUGGUGAGAAUAGACGGUGUGUUUCUGCUGUAUGCUGAGAUUAACAGUAGCUGAAGCUGAUUCCUGGGGUCUCUCAGCGCAUCCAUCAGAGGGAUGGAAAAAUGGCUGGAAAAGAGGAGCAUUCACACUAUGAACCUGCGGUCUGUAUUCACCGCCGAGCAGCAGCGGAUCCUGGAGCGCUAUUAUGAGAGCGGCAUGACCAAUCAGAGCAAGAGCUGCUUCCAGCUCAUCCUGCAGUGUGCUCAAGAGACCAAACUCGACUUCAGCGUGGUUAGAACAUGGGUAGGGAACAAGCGUCGGAAGCUGGCGUCUAAGGCCGAUCAGAACGGCGCUGCUGCUCACGCUGUGUCCCAUCAGCAUGUUUCUUGUGCAUCUGCCGGCUCGGUGCUGAUGGCUGAGAUGGGGGCCAUGCGGAGCAUUCAGCGUGGCCCCCCGGUGACCCACCUCCUCCCUCCGCAGGCCUCGUCCUCCUCAUCCUCCUCUUCUCCAUCAUCUUCCUCCCCGCUCAGCGACGUGAUUCUGACAGGCAUUUACGCCAGCUGCUUCAAUGCUGCUACUCACAAUAGGACAGGGAUGAAAUCAUUGCCCACACACUCAGAAAUAGAGCCGGCCGCUCACGAUUCUGCGAACGCAGCAAUGCAUCGCACCGCCAUCGCAGCCGGCAUGCAUCGGAGAGCCCCCAUCAUCCCCGGCUCCAGUGCGCUCAAGUGCAGCCAGACGCUCAAACCCUUCACCUCCAGAGACUCCGCCGGAAUCGCUCCCAGUUGGGCCGAACAGUGCAGAACCUCCCAGCGUCCUUCAUGGCCUCAGACGUUCCCACAGAAACCAGCCCCGGCACAAGGCGGCCCCGCAGACGCUCAGAUUCAGCAUGUUUUCACCCGGUCAGACCCGGCGGGGAGGAAGACGAGGCCGGUCGAGGCGUCGGAGGUGUUCUCGAUCGCGAUGGAGACGGCUGACGCUGAUGACGAGUACGCCAGAGAAGAGGAGCUGGCUAACAUGGCGCAGCAGAUGCAGUGUGGUAAAGGCUGUGUGGAUGGUGGGCGGAGCUCCAGCACAGCUUCCUCUUCCUUGAUUGACAGCCCGGGACUCACCUGUGCGCUCAACCCCUCAAACUCUGCUCUCUUUGGAGAGAAAGGAAGUCAAACCAGCAGCUCCUCACUGAGCAGAACAUCCUCCCCCAGCAGCUUCCCAUUAAAACUGCUCUCGCUGACAUCUUCUAGAAUCCCCUGUCUCAAGGUGACGAGUAACAUGUCGGCUCCCUGGCUUCACAGUAACUCGCGGAAAAGAACGCUGCAGGACAGGACGCAGUUUAGCGACAGAGACCUGUACACGCUGAAGCGCUACUGGGAUAAAGGCAUGACCAGCCUGGGCUCUCUGUGCAAAGAGAAGAUCUCAGCGGCAGCCAGUGAACUCAGUGUGGACACUGAAAUCAUCAAGAUCUAA